Corythoichthys intestinalis (scribbled pipefish) is the source of this 9702-nucleotide messenger RNA. RefSeq names its product NLR family member X1 (gene nlrx1). Lineage: Eukaryota; Metazoa; Chordata; Actinopteri; Syngnathiformes; Syngnathidae. Gene Ontology annotation, biological process: negative regulation of canonical NF-kappaB signal transduction. Gene Ontology annotation, molecular function: protein binding. The record is from RefSeq and is a predicted model, not a curated record. Gene Ontology annotation, cellular component: mitochondrion. The transcript is spliced from 13 exons. The coding region runs from base 383 to 3286 and encodes 967 amino acids.
CGAAGGUCUGUGGUUAAUUAAGUAGAUGAAUACGAUAAUGUAAUGUUACGAUUUAUUUGAUUAUUUUAUUUAUUGGAGACAUUCUAUUUUAUUUUGAAGCGACUUGCGGAUGCCAACUGAUGGCGCCUCCUUCUAAGGAAGAGAAUUACAAGGGCUCGCCGGAUUCAGCAGGCAGUGCACGUCUUCUGACUGAGAUGGUGGAAAAUCAUUAAAUCGGUGACACUUUGUCAACUACGGCACUGUUGAAGGCAGGAGAGUGCAGACGCUGCUGGUUUAAAGUUCAUAAAGCGUGAGAGGGUGAAGACUAACUUCUCACGUCUAACGGGAGAACGACUGCGACUUAAACCUUCCGUUUCCACCUGCAUUAUAGGAAAGCUGAAAGAUGAGCGCCUCGCUGCAGCGACAUUUGAAUCACCUUUUCAUUGUUUGGAAGUGGAAGAGGAGAGCAGAUGUUUGUCUCUGCCCCGGUGCUGCGUUGUACUGCAAGAGGGUCUGCUCCACUACAAUUGAAGCAGAUCCCACAGAGAUCCACAGGAGGAAGCUGUUCUUAUGGUUCAGCCAUCUUCCCCAGGAGGAGAAACAGUUUGGAGGCUACUUUAGCCCAGAGACGAUGCAUGUGGAUCCACUGAUCCUGGAAAGGAAGCCAGAGGAAAGAGCGGGACUUCUCAGCACCCCCGUAAAAAUCCAGGCUUCUUCUGGCUCCGCCUUGACCGUGGAGCAGCUUUUUGAAAUAAAUGAAGACCAGCACCAUGACCGAGGACUCAACGUACUGCUGUACGGAGCGGUGGGAACUGGAAAAAGCACAGUUGUCCGAAAGCUAGUGCUGGAUUGGUGCGCAGGGACCACGCUGACAAACUUCAAACUGCUGAUUCCAUUUUCCUGUGAAGAUCUUGGCGAGCUAACAAAGGUUGCAUCUUUGAGGGACCUGGUCAGUAGGAAAUACCUUCACUUGAAAAAAACCCCUCUACUAAGUGGCGAAGGCAACCAAGCCAAAGACGUACUCUUCUUAUUCAAUGGCAUGGAAAAGAUGAAACUUGACUUCCGGAUUGGCUCCACAGAGCUCUGCAGUGAUCCAAAUGAGGCGCUGCCCUCUGGUGCGGUGGUGGUCAACCUUCUUCGCAAGUACCUUCUCCCAGAGGCCAGUGUUUUAGUGACCACCAGACUGUCUGCCUUGGACCGUAUCCCUCCAAAGUAUGUGAGUCGCUAUGCACAGAUUUGUGGCUUCAACGACCCGAACCGUCAGCGUGCCUACUUCACCAGCCGCCUCCUCCAGCAGAGUGGGGGAAGCGUCCAGGCGCAUGAUGCUCAGGCUCUCGUAGAGCUACUUUACCUCAAUCUACAGAGAGAAAGCCAGCUGGCCGCAGCCUGCUUUCUGCCGUCUUACUGCUGGCUCACAUGUGCUACCUUGCACUUCCUGCAUUUUACUGAUGCCAAGGCACCUAUUCGCACUCUGACUGGCAUAUACACCAGUUUUCUCAGGCUCAACUUUGGAGGGGAGGUACUGAGCAAAGCUACUGGAGCAAGUGCACCCAAGCAGGACAUUCACAGUUCUUUAAUGCUGUAUGUCGUCCGCACAGUUGGCAAACUGGCCUACGAAGGCGUGGCAUACAAACGCACCUCAUUCUCAGAACAGGAGCUCGAGCAGUGGAUCGGAGGAAAGACCAAGACGGACGAGGAGUUGCGUCAGCUGGCUGUGUUCAGAACUGACGUGCUAGACUUUUUUCUGGCUCCGUGUGUUGAAAGUUGUAAACAUUUACCCGCGGAACUCUGUGAACAUGAUGGGAGGCGAUAUGUAUUUGCUGUUCCAGCCAUGCAGGAAUACUUGGCGGCACUCUAUGUAGUACUAGGGGAGAAUAAGUCCGCUCUGGAGAAGCUGACCAAGCAGGUGUCCGUAGCCAUUGGACAGGCAACUGAGGAUGUCAGUGCCAUUGUUAAUAUCUUCUCCAAGUUCAUCCCACUCAGAAUCUUUGCAGUCUUCAACUUAAUCAAGCUUUUUCCAAAGUUGUACGAGAAAAUCAGUACUCGAAACAAGGGCAAUAUCGCAAGGACGAUGGCAGCCGAACUGUUCCGCAAGGAAGAUAGCUACAAUGAGGACGUUCUGGAUCAGAUGGAGCAAAACCUCCUGGGAGUGCAUGGUCCACAGUCAAAACAGCAGAUGGAGGCGCAGCCUUUUGAGUUGUACCCCAUCUUCAUGGGUGGACUCUUGCAUUAUGGCAACAGAGUCCUUCUUCAGCAUCUUGGCUGUAACAUCCAGAGUGACACAGUGGCUCAGAUCACACGAGCUCUUCGGAAAUAUCUUGUUCGAGAAAUCAACAAGCCACAGCCACCAGAGGAGUUAAUGGAUCUGUUAGUUCUUCUGUACGAGUUUCAAAAUCCUCGCCUAACUGCGGAGGUUCUUGCCUCAAUCAGAACCAUCCGCCUCCACAAUAUACGCAUGACUGCCCUCAAAUGCUUUGUGUUGAGUUCUGUGCUUUCAUGCGCUCCUCCAAGUUACCAAUUGGAAGAGUUGGACCUUUCCUCAUGUCUUCUUACUCGAGACAUGCUUCAGAUGUUGUCGCCUGCCUUCAGACACACUCGCAACCUCAACCUGCAGUUUAAUAGCCUCGGUCCUGAUUCCUGCAUCCUCCUGAGAGAUCUACUAAAAGACUCCAAAAGUUGUGUUAGUGUACUACAACUUUGUGACAACCGAAUACUAGACUCCGGAGCCUGCCUUCUCCUGGAGGCCCUUCCGGAGAACCAGUCCUUGAGGCAUCUGUCCCUGAUGCACACCGGCUUGGAGGACCAAGGGGCCCUCGAGCUGGCUGAGAGACUUCAGCAGCAUACUGGCCUACAGGAGCUCAACGUUGCCUACAAUAAUAUUGGAGACAAUGCUGCUCUGGCACUUGUGGAUGCUUGCAGGGAACAUCCCAGCAUUGACACUGUUCAUUUGUACCUGAACCCUCUGAGCGAUGUGGGCAAGCAGUCCCUCUACGUCCGAGGCAUUCCCAAGAGCCACGGCGGCAGCGGGCGGCGCGUCAGAGUCCUCGCUUCCGUCACGGAGGGUUCUGAUCUCUCAGAGGAUUGGCACCCUAUUCUCAGUGUCAUUCGUGAGAAUGUCUCAUCUUGGGACAGAGAGCGUUUAAAACAGCAGCUUAAGGUGUUCCUCAGGGAUUUGGAGUGGGGACGUCAACAGCAGCAGAGUCUCUUGAAAAAACUUCACUUCCGAAGGGUGGAGAAAGGCGUGCGUCAAACACUACGGAUGCUGGAGAAAGACACGCCGCCGCCUUCUGCAUCGGUCAACAAGUAACUGGAAUCAACUAGAUAAUACUAUAUUUUAGAAUUCAUGAUGCACUUUGACUGUAAUUAUCAUUACAGAUAGUGUGGUCCUCCAGAUCGAUGUGUGUGCAUGUCAUUAGGAUUUAGCUGACGGUGUGCAAAUGUCACUUCAAGAUUUUUUUACUGCGUAUAGCAGAAAAUAGGUAUAACAUGCCUUAUGUACAAAGCCUUGAAAUAUUUACAAAAUGGAGCUGUAAUAUGUCUAAUUAUGUAUCUAUUUUAAAGCGGGUUGGUGCAAAUGUGUUGCUCAUGCAGUGUGAGGAAGUGACACAUUUGCCCACAUGGCAAAAAAUGUUUCCACAGUAUGUCGUCUGGAAUGACGUGUUGUAGUGUUAAUUACUCUGUUAACAUAUUGGCAAAGGGAUGUUUAACUCUCACCAUUUUGUGAGUGAGCUAAUUUUCAUCCCUGAACUGCAAUUUGAUCACCGGUGUCAUUCACUGCUGAAGUGAAGCUACUGUUUACACAUAAUCUACAACUUCCUGGAUGCCAAAACAAAGCAUUUGAAAGUGAAAAUACACAUUGGGGUUAAUGUGUAAUGAAGCUAUGUCUCUUGUUGGAAGCAAAAGUUAUAAACCGUAUUUUCAUGACAAUAAGGCGUACUGUAUUAAAAGGUGCAAGCUCAUUUUCGGAUGAUAUUUUUGUAUUUAACACACACACAAAAGGCGCACCGCAUUAUGGAGGAAGUCGGCGUGAUGUCACGAUGACGUCACCUCGCUUAGCAACGUGUCGCCAUUUUGUAAAGGGGGCCUGCACAGCUUAACAGCCGUAGACAAACGUUGUCUGACAUUCAUAUAUCUCAGCUGUGUUUUGCGUCUUUUUUUUUCAUAAAAACGUCUUAAACAUGACUUUUUAUUAUCACGAGUCACUGCCGACAAACGCGAGGAAGCGAUACAACUUAAAAUUAGCGUUUAUUGGCUUGCAAAUCUGCCCAUACAUAGUCGCAGCUGAUAGCUCGAUAAACAAAGGAAUGGCCUGCAGUGGAGUUCGGAAACAUCUACAACUACCUCAUAAAGUCACCCAGUAAGUUGACCUUCAUCAAUUACGUGGAAUAUGUACUUUGUGAAACUAAGAAAACUGGUAGGAUAUACGGAGUGAUUAUUUCUGCCGUAACUGGUAGUUCACCUCCAAGCGUUAUUUAGCCGUGAACACGUCACGGCAAAAUAACCAAUUCCCACCAAGCCAAUAAUAUACCGAUUGACCGAUCAUAGCAGUUCACUGCAUAAGAAAAAACGCUUUGCGAGUUGUCGGUUCCAGUAAUAAUAACUACUGCCUAGUCUAUUAAAUCCUAGCAGCUAAUUGGGGGAAAAAAAAAAAAAGAAAAAAAAAAAAAAUUAAGGUUUACUCACCAGUAAUAAAAUGUCAGCUGCAAACGUAAAUGUGCUUGGAUUUAGGUUCCCACAGGCGAGAAUAGUACACGGAACAGUCUUCUUUUACUGUUCCUCGAUUAAUUGCUUUCAGCCAUUUGUUUAUUUUCUUCUCAUGAGGAAUAAUGAAGAACCUUAAAAUGCGGCUCCGAACUCUUCCUUGUGUGACAACCCGCCACUCAGCAACUUUUAGUCAUUCCGACGGAAAAAAGACCGCAAAUAAGACAAAAGUUCAACACGUUUGUUUUACAAUACACUACAGAGCAAUUGCUUGUGAUUCGUCUUUUGCCCCGUUUUCGAUAUGGCGACGCUUUGUUGUGGCUGGUGAUGUCAUUAAUGCCCGGAUGUCCGACUUCUUCUAUUGGGUGCAUGAAAAACAUAUGCUAGCAUGCACGCUAGCAUGCGCGCUAGUGUUUUUUUUUUUUUUUUUUUUUUUUAAGGCAGCAUGAGCAAAACUGAGUUCAAUUGCACUUUAUUAAAGCAUUUUAAAAAGUUUAGACAUAGACUUCACUAUCAGUUGAUGGGACACGGGUUCUAGACCUAAACCCUAACCCAAAUUCAAAGAUUUUUAAAACCAAAUCCGCUAGCGACCUAAAACCCAAACAGGCACCUCCCUUAGGCAUUCAUGAGUCUCCAUGGGCAGCAACAUAAAAAAAAUUCAAAGUCGUUCCCUAAUAAAAUCCCGAUAAAUUAUUUUUUAAUAUAAAUAUAACAAAACUUAAAAUAGCUAUACAAUUCUCAAAUUUACGCCAGAUGCACAGAAAUCACCAAAUGCAAAGAUAAUCACCUCUAUUUUCAGGAUCAAUAGCAAUAUUUAACAUACAAGUUUUUGCCCGAAAUAGCGACUUAGGUUUUGUUGAUUUACUGCAAGGUUUCAACAGCUAAUAAAUCGCUUAAUUUUCACCUCAGAAACUUAAUAUUUAAGGAAAUGCUACGUAAAAUAAACCACAUAAAAGCCGGAUUUUUUUCGUAUGGACGCAGAAAUGUCUAAAUUACUAAUUUUUGCCAAAGAAGGGGCAGUUGGCCGAAAAUUAUCUGAUCAUUUGAAUGUAAAGUUACACUACUGUGUAUGGAUAUAACAUGGCGGCCAUGUCAAAACAUAGAGCUUUUUAUGUUGAAUGUUCUUAUAAAUAAAUGCGCAAAUCCAGAAUCUCUAUAGAUAUGAACGUAAAACAGUCUAGAUUCUUGGUUAAAAGCAAAAAAAUGGGUGGUUAUCAUUCAUUUUAUACAAAUCAUCCAUCUUUCUUCCCUCUUUCUUCCCUCUGUUAAACUAUUAUUAUCCUUGGCGACUUCAACAUUCAUCUUGACAAUCAAAAUAAUCCCUUCACAAAAGAUUUCAUUUCCUGCCUUGAUAGCCUCGGUUUAACACAAUGCAUCAACUUUCCCACUCACAACAAAGGACAUAUUUUGGACUUGGUUUGCUGCUCUGGCUCCACCCCUUCUGAUUGCAGGCCCCAUCCAUUACUAUACUCUCACCACUCCCUACUUACUUUUACUCUCAAGAUCCCCUUUUCAAAGAUUAUCCUCACCAGAUCAAUUUUGUUUUGCAAGAGCAUUAACACCCAAGCACUUUCUUGUGACAUUGACAACCUUCCUCCCACAACCCCGACCAGUUCACCUGCCGAUUUAGUGUCCCAUUACAAUUCCCAUCUCCACUCACUCCUAAACUACCAUGCCCCCCUAAAAACCCAUUCUGUUUCCCUCACCCAAUCCGCGCCCUGGUUCACCCCUGCUCUCUGCCUCCUUAAGUCACGAAACGGUCAGCUCGAACGUCUGUACAAGAAAACUGGACUAUCAAUACACAAGGAAAUGUACAGUUCUCAACUCACUUUAUAUUAUACUCACUUUCAAUAACCUCCGCUCCAUCUCCAAUCUACCUUUCAUUUCCAAAAUUCUUGAAAAAAACCGUUGCAUCCCAGCUCCAUAACCACCUAAAUACCAAUGACAUCUACGAGCACUUUCAAUCCAGUUUCCGCCCCCUCCUCUAGCACCGAAACAGCCUUACUCAGAUUUACAAACGACCUUCUCAUAGCAUCCGACUCCGGUUUAUUAUCAAUUCUCGUCCUCCUCGAUCUCACUGCCGCCUUCGACACCAUUUCCCACACAAUCCUUCUCGACCGACUCUCCUCCAUUGGUAUCACUCACAUUCCCCUUUCCUGGUUCACUUCCUACCUGUCCAACCACACACAAUUCGUCAAAUUCGGCCCCCAUAAAUCCAAUUCCCUCCCUGUCUCUGCUGGCGUGCCCCAGGGCUCUGUCCUGGGGCCGCUCCUCUUUAUCAUUUACAUUCUCUCCCUCGUUUCCAUCUUCCGCAAACACAACAUUCACUUCCACUGUUACGCGGAUGACACCCAGCUCUACAUCUCCUCAAAACCAACUGCCUCCCUCCCACCUUCCUCCCUCACCCUCUGCUUGGAUGACAUUAACUCCUGGUUCUCCUCUAACUUCCUCCUACUCAACAGCUCCAAAACAGAAGUCCUCCUAGUUGGAACCACCGCAAUGCUCUCUAAUGUCCAUAAGUUCUUUAUUACCAUCAACAAUUUACCAAUCUCUCCUUUGUCUCAGGUUAAGAGUCUGGGUGUCAUCCUCGACAGCACACUCUCCUUCCGGUCACAUAUUAACAGCAUCACCUGAUCAGCCUAUUUCCACCUUUGCAACAUUUCUCGCCUCCUCCCUUCUCUCACCCGCCAUACCGCUUCCACCCUGGUCUGUAAUCUAAUAACCUCCCGUCUCGAUUAUUGCAGCUCAAUGCUCUUCGGUCUCCCUAACAAGUCCCUCCAGAAACUGCAGCUCCUCCAGAACUCAGCAGCACGCCUAAUCACUCGAACCCCCGCAACACACCACAUCACCCCCAUCCUCCGUCAACUUCACUGGCUUUCCGUCAAACAAAGAAUCAAUUACAAGAUCCUAAUCAUCACCUUCAAAACACUCCGUGGCCUGGCCCCUCCCUACCUUUGCGAUAUACUCAGUUUAAACAAUCCAACCCGUUCACUUCGCCCUACCACUAUUCUUCCCCUCUCCGUCCCCCGUGUCCGUCUCAGCUUUGGUUCCAGAGCUUUUAGUCAGUGUGCCCCCCAGCUCUGGAACUCCCUACCCCCUGAUCUUCGCAGCAUAUCUACCCUAUCACUUUUCAAAUCCAGACUGAAAACACACCUGUUCACUCUUUCUUACCCACCAUAAUCCCUAUCUGUUAUAUUUCUAUUUCUUUUUAUUGUGCUUUUAUCCUUUCAAUACCUUUUUAUCGUACUGUGAGUCCAUGUCUCUUGUGAAGCGUCUUUGUGUGGUUUGAAAAGCGCUCUAGAAAUAAAAUGUAUUAUUAUUAUUAUUAUUAUUAUUAUUAUUAUUAAAUAUUUCAAGCUAAAGUUAGGCAAAUUUUUUCCCAUUCAUUUUUUUCACGUUUCAAAGUGUAUGCAUGGUGCUAUCUUAUAUUAUAAUUACCUUGAAUCCUCGACCAAAUCACUCUUGAGACACUCCUGCCCGCUUGUAUGCCGUAAUACUUUCGCCCCUUUUUAACCUAAAUCCGGCGUUUGAACGCAGCGUGUGUUUGAGUUUAUAGCAGUGAAAGCUGCACACCACUCUGCCUGGCCCGGCCCCCUACUGUAAGGCUUGGCGCAAUGUCUGUAGGAGCUGUCUAGUCAACUGACGGUGAAGUCUAUGGUUUAGAUUAAUUCAUUCCCCAGCCCAAAAACCUACGCUAAAUCCUUAAUAAAUACUGAAGGUACAAUUACAAAUAGCAAUUACACAUAGCAAAACUAAUACUGUAUUGGCCCAAACAUAAGACGGCGCUGAUUAUAAGACGACCCCCUCUUUUUUAAGACUCAAGUUUGAAAAAAGACUUUUUGAACAUCAAAUUAAUUUUUAUACAGAAAAUAAUUACAGUUCAUCUGAAACAAAUGAUUAUAACAAUAUAUUUGAGAGAAAAAGCAUGUUAUUUUGCCUCAUUCAAAUCUUAAUAUCUGAACAUUUAAAUAUGUAAACGAAAGUGCAAUCACAUUCGUAAAUGAAUGGCUUCCUGUUUUUGAAUUGUAAAUAAACCCAUCUAUUGUGAUAAAAUAACAAAACUGCAAUAACUGCAUUAACCAUCAAAGUGAAGUCUAAUUGUAACUAGUCUCGAAACAAAUCUGAAUGAGGAAAAACAUUGCAAUAAAAUAAUGCAAACUGGUUAAACUAGUAGCUGAGAUCUGCCAUGACAGAACAUUGCUUCAAUGAUAUCUGGCGUCAUCUAGCGUCGUGAAUGGGGAGAGUAGCUGAGAUCUGUCAUACCAGAACAUUGCUUCAAUGAUAUCUGGCGUCAUCUAGCGUCGUGAAUGGGUAUAACGUCUAGACCUCGACCCCCUCUUUUUCAAUCUAAUUUCAAUGCAAAAAAAACACCGUCUUAUAUUCGGGCCAAUACAGUAAAUUCUAAAUACAAAACGUAAUAAUAAUAAUAAUCUAUCGAAAUGGGUACUAAUGUGGUGGUUCUGUUUUGCAUGCGGUUCCUGAACACUCCGUGAAUGACGAGAAAGUGAGAGAAAUGCGGAAGAGUUUUUACUUUCAGUAGCCUUGUUGUGCACAAGUACUGAAAUAAAUAAUUAAAAACCUGACGAAGAUGCCGACUUCCUUGCCGAUUUUACAAUAAUAAUAAUUGUCACCUUAACUUAUAAAGACAGGCAGUCAGAGGUAGGGGGAGGACCGCUGAGACUGUAGACAUAUUCCAUCAUUUCCAUCUUACUUUCAAUGGUAAGUGUCACCUUUUUUUUUACCACCUGUAGCAGCCUUCUUUGGACCCAUGUUUUUUUCUCUCACAAGAAAAUCCGCCGUGCUGCCGUCUUGCGGGAAUGAUGAAAUGACAAUGAAAUUGCUACGCUGUUGUAAAUAGUCGUAUUUCGAGCAUGUCGUCAUAUGUCGAGACGAAUGACGAGUUUAAUUUUAGGUCGGAUGUCGAAAGGAUCGUAUGUCCAGGUACCACUGUAGUACUUUAUGUCAAUAAAUCAUUCUAAACAUCACUGUUCAAAUCCAUCAUAUGAAGCAGGGGUUCCCAAG